AUGGCACAAACAUCUCAGAAACAAACCCGUGUUGUUGCUCCCGUGUUUAUUCCCAGUAAUCAUCUGGACCCAUCUUUGAACAAAACUCGCUCCCGACGUGCUGAUAAACUGCCAUUGAAAACUUCAACACUAUCUAACGACAAGGCUGAUAUAGAAAUUAUAGUAACGAAUCCUAACUAUCAAUCAACGGCAUAUAUGACUUCACGACCAAAUACAACUCGUCACAAACUGCUUCGGGAUUUAAGUCAUACAGCGUUAUCGUCAAAGGAAGAGAUUUACACCGACCGUAGUGAAUAUAUAGAGCUUGAAAAAAAACGGAAAAAAGAGUAUCAAAGGGAUUUAAUGGAACAAAUCGUAGAAAAAAGACGUACUGUUCAACUUUUACGAGAAAAAGAACGUAUAGAGGAUGAAGCUUUAACAAGGCGUUUACAAGAGCAACUUAAAUCAAUUCAUUUGGAGGAACAAUUGGCCAAGGAAAACAUUUUCACUGAGAAGGAUACGAAGCAAAAUCGGCUCAUGAGAUCUCAACUUCUUGCUAAGUUAGAAAAUGAUGCUGAUACGCUAUUUGAUAACAAAAGUUUCGAAAAACGGGAAAUCCCAGUGGACACUGGCAAUGGAAGUUUAAAAAAUAGCAAAUGCUAUAAGAGGGGGGAUGUAAACAAAAAUAAAGUUUAUAAAUACUUUAGUAAUUCAACUCGCCAAGACAGCCACCAUUAUAACAAUAUGAGCUCGUAUACAAAUAUAAUUCCUGCCGAUAAACAUUUGGCUGAAAAAGAAUGUUUUCACUUGAGUGAAAAAAUUUGCUCGAAAUGUGAUGAACCGUUAAAGAGCUAUGAAAUUUGUUGUCUAUAUUGCCAAGAACGACUUUAUACAAAUCAACCAGAACGUGGAGAAGUUCAAUCAACGGUUAAAGGCAAUGUCAUUUAUUGUGAUAAACACAGUUCAAGAAUUGACAGUUUGACAUAUGAAAGGGAGAAUUGUAGAUCUAAUAAAAAAUAUACAUACAAUUUUGUAUUAGUUUGUCUUAAAUGUGAUCGAAUAUACAUAGCUUGUCAAAAUUGCGUUGCAAAGAAAGCCGUUUGCCGAGCCUGUCAUCGUAAACUUAACAUUUGCAUGAGUUGUAGACGUAAUAUAUGCAUGAAUGAAAUCGCUACGGGCCAGAAUACGGACCGAAUACAUAUGAAUGAUACGCAGGCUAAUAAAGAGGUUGAAGAAAACCAUUUAAAAGGCGUGGAUUCAUUUCACAUACUUAAUUUAAAUACUACUGCCUCAAAUAUUGCUGAAGAUGGUUACAACAGUUCGUUAAUUGGUACCGUUGCUAAAGAUACCCCAUGUCAUCAAAUCAAACAUAAUUUGGGGGAUGAGAAGCCACAUGUUCCUCAUUUGGAUAGUAUUGAAGUAAAGUAUUUUUAUUUAGAUGAAGACGAAAAUUCGAGCAUUGAUAGUGUCCGACACGAAACGGAUAAACAUCUGUCUCGAUACAUGAAAAAUUAUGGUGAUGUCGCCCGAUUGUGGAUAGACAAAGAAUGUAGCAAAAGCGAAUCUUACCAUUGUGUCACACAAACAAUAAAUUCCAACUUGAAGCGGCGUGAUAUUAUGCUGAAAGAAGAGCAUAAUUUGUCGAUGCCAUUGCUACGAGAAAUGCCAAAAAUGACGAGAAAGCAAUUAUUAAACUGUUCAGAAAUGGACACAGCACAUAGAAGACGGAAACUCAGUUGCAUCAAGCAGAAGUGGGAGGUGCCAGCCGUAAAGAAGUGUAUUAUUACACAGAAUCCUCAUACCCUAACUCAAGUGGGCGCUAUACGAAAGCAACUACAAGCUGAAUGUCUAAGUAAUGUGCAAAUUUAUUAGGUUUUAUUUAUCAAAGUAGUAAUUUCUAUAAAUAUUUUGGAUAAUAAUUCAAAUUUGUAUUGACUGUAUGAUCUUUAGAAAAUACAUAUACCAUUUAUUUUCUACCACAAA
Molecule: messenger RNA, 1962 nt
Organism: Bactrocera latifrons
Lineage: Eukaryota; Metazoa; Arthropoda; Insecta; Diptera; Tephritidae
Source: RefSeq, a predicted model, not a curated record